Rhodofomes roseus is the source of this 2185-nucleotide messenger RNA. RefSeq lists its product as uncharacterized. The record is from RefSeq and is a predicted model, not a curated record. The transcript is spliced from 2 exons. NCBI's taxonomy places the organism in Eukaryota, Fungi, Basidiomycota, Agaricomycetes, Polyporales, Fomitopsidaceae. The coding region runs from base 107 to 1960 and encodes 617 amino acids.
UGGAUUCCUCUUCGCUCUUCCACCUGCCGAGUUCUACGCGUCUUUGAUACCUUCGACGCGCCCUCUGUGCUCUGUGCCGCGCAUCUGUCGUCCCAUCUCGCUCGACAUGUCCGUUCAACGCUGCAUCACGAAACGCGCCUCGCUGGACGAACUACACAACGAGUUGCUACUCGAGAUCUUGUCCUAUUUCGGGGACCAGAAAAAUCUUCCCAAGCAAUACAGAGCUACCUACACGCUCUCGCAUGUGAAUCGGCGCUUGCGUGCCUUCGCGCUAUCGAUCCUUAACCAGGAUCUUUUUGUGCCUACAUGCAAGCAAUUCAUAGCCGCUCUCUCAUCUCUCCGACAAAACGGCCGUGCACGCCGUAUACGCCACGUACGCAUAGGCCAGUCGAAGGAGCCCAUGCCGUACAUAGGUUCGUUGCCGGUGCCCUGGUGCACGUAUAUGUCCGGUAGCCUACCGCGACUGAAGUCGUUCUCUUGUUGGCAAAGCAUUAUAAUGCCUUCACACCUGUGCCUUCUCCAAGGCUCGCGGCACCUCACCGACCUGAACAUCGUGCUAUUGGAAGCCGAGUUCCCCGUGGACUUCAGGCGCUGGCGCAAACUGUGCACGCUCCGUGUCGAAUUCUGCGCCAAGAUUGGAGACUUCGUCUAUGACCAUCCAGUGUCAUUCCCCUCCUACGCCCACCUCACCACUCUCGCCGUGGACGACCACGUUGGCUCGGAAUGGCUAGAUGAUCACCUUCGCCGCGCCCAUUUUCCGAGCCUUCGUGUUCUGAACCUACAGAACGCGACAUCCCCGCCAUGGCUCGUCUACCAAUUCGUACACAGGCAUCCAACCCUCCUUGAGGUCAACGUCAGCUUUGACGAAGACCUAGAUUGCUGGCUCGCCUUCGAUCGCCUGUGUAAACUCAUCAACGGUACCGGAACGUGGGGACCCGAAGACUCCGAGUCGAAAGUCGACGACCCAAAUUUUACCAUACAGGGGAUUCCAUCGUUGGCCGAGGAAACAUAUUGUGUGCCGACGCGGUUCGCCUUUUCCCGUGUCCCGCUAUAUCCCGAGGCGACGCUGGCGGACCAGCCGGAGGGCCCGCAGCGAGAACGUUACACAGCUACGGGUCUGGCGCUGCACAUCGUCGACCAGUGCUUCUGGGAAGACUACGGUCCAGAAGUCGUACGGCUGCACCAAUUCCUGGAGCGGAUGCCACGCGUGUUUCCACAGCUGGCGGAGCUGCGUCUCGCAUACGACACGCCGUACAUAGAUGAUAGCUUCCAAAGAAUCAUGCAGUCCUGCGCCGAAAGUCUGUCGAGCUGGAGCUCCCUCCGCAGACUGACGUUCUCGUGGGGAAGACUGGCCGACGAUGAAGCAGAUCCAUCCACCGAUUUCUCUUGGCACCCCUCACAGGCUCCCGAAUAUUUGGGAUACGUACUCGAUGGCAUUCAUCCUCCGAUAUACAUCCCGCGGGAAAUGUUUGAGACGCGUCCAGAGCUAAUGGAGGAAUUGCCACCGACGGGCGAGCCGUACACUUUCGAUCAACUGGAGAUGGUGUUCGGUCUGCACCCACGCGAGGCCGAAAUCAUGAAACGCAUUAUCCGCGCCGAGUGCGACCAGGAUAUGGACGACGACACUCUCAUGCAUACCCCAGGUCUUCCGCUGCAAGCAUGGGUCGCCAGACACGAACCCUUCGUGCUGAAGAUGAUGCGCCAGCUCGCCGUCAACUGCCCUACCCUCGAGUCGAUCGCAUGGUAUCCCAUCGGUCAGGCCAUCUGGUGCUGGCCUGCUCGCUGGCUCUGGAGGGUGCACAGAGAGAAGGAGUCGCACUCCGUUCGCAUGCUCACGAACGAGUUCACCUAUCGGGGUUGUUCGAAGGGUGACCCUCCGGAGUUCCACAUCCUCGUGGGACAAGAGUUGGCGGUGGCUGAAGAACACCCCGCGAUGGUACGUAGGAAGGACAGGCUAUAGAAGGUCACCAAGGACUUAAUGGUAUCGUUCUUUUGAUCUUGAUCUUGAGUGCAACAGCGGCUCGUUUCAGUCCGCGUUGUGUCGACGAACUGCUUCACCCUUAUUGAGGUUCAUCAGUGCCGUAUUCUUUGCCUGAAUCUUUCUAUUUGCUUCUUGGUGCUUGGAGGUAGUAGUGUACUCACCCUUGUGUAACAGUUUAGUGCGACCCUUAUACAUCACGUUCUG